AUGUAUGAGACUCUUCCAGUGCCUUUUGGAUUAGUUCGCCAUGGCGUGGCUCCAGACCAUCCUGAGGUCAAGAAUUGCCAGGAUAAAUUUGACGAGAUCGCCUCACAGUCUAAUUUCUCGUUUAUCGGGAAUGUCUCCAUAGGACUUCUUGGUCAUUCUUCUGAGCACUGCACAAUAGAGCUGCAAAACUUGAUGAAACACUAUGAUGCUGUUUUAUUCGCAUACGGAGCAUCUGAAGACAAGAAAUUGGGAAUUCCUGGCGAAUCAACUUUGAGCAAUAUUUACUCGGCACGAGAGACCGUAGGCUGGUACAAUGGCUUGCCUGGAUCUUCUAACCUCAAUCUCGACUUGACACAAGCCGAGGAGGCUGUUGUUAUCGGCCAGGGAAAUGUUGCGCUUGAUGUCGCAAGAAUGCUCUUGGAGGAUGUUGAUGUUCUGAGAAAAACAGACAUCACAGAAAAGGCACUAGAGACCCUAUCUAAAAGCCGGAUAAAGAGAGUCCAUGUAGUUGGGAGAAGAGGACCGAUGCAGGCUUCAUUCACUAUCAAGGAGGUACGAGAACUGAUGAAUCUCAAAGAUGUUGCCUUUUCGCCUCUAAACAGGUCCUUGAUUCCCGAAAACCUCAAAGCUUUACCACGUGCCUCAAAGAGACUCAUGGAAGUCUUAGUCAAGGGUUCGCCGACCCCCCAUGACGUUGCUUCUAAAGCAUGGUCGCUCGAUAGUUGUCUCUCCCCGAAACAUUUCCUCGGAAACCAGAACGAUCCGUCUAAGGUAGCGAGUACCGAGUUCGACAUCACCGAACUCGAGUCGCCCUUUGAUCCCAAGUCGUCAGUCAAAGCCACAGGGGAAACCACCAUCUUGGCAUCUGAUGUUGUUUUCCGCUCCGUGGGUUACAAGUCAAUUGCUUUGCCAGGAUUUGCUGAGAUUGGUAUCCAAUUUGAUGAGCGGCGGGGAAUCGUUGACAAUGAUGGUCUUGGCAGAGUGACCAGGAUGGUUUCAGAUACUCAUGCCGGAGGUGUCCACAAUGAAAGAGUUCCUGGGGUCUACUGUGCCGGUUGGGUCAAGAACGGUCCAACUGGAGUUAUUGCAUCCACAAUGCAGGAUGCUUUCACGACAGGCGAUGCAAUCGUUCACGACUGGCUCUCAGGGGGUCACUUUCUGAACAAGUCAGACCAAUCCGGCGUGACUGGAUGGGAGGGUCUUCGACAAGACGCUGGACCGACGACAUGUCGAGCUGUUGCAUGGGACGACUGGCGAAGAAUUGAUCGCGCGGAGCGAGAGCGUGGACAAAAGAUCGGCAAAGAGAGAGAAAAGUUCACGACGACAGAGGACAUGCUAGCUGUCCUGGAUUAA
Molecule: messenger RNA, 1353 nt
Organism: Fusarium coffeatum
Lineage: Eukaryota; Fungi; Ascomycota; Sordariomycetes; Hypocreales; Nectriaceae
Exons: 3
Coding region: 1-1353 (450 amino acids)
Biological process (GO): ubiquinone biosynthetic process
Cellular component (GO): mitochondrion
Source: RefSeq, a predicted model, not a curated record